AUGGCUACGCAAGGUGUUAUUUCCCAGGAGUUGCUCGAUCCCACCGCGGUGGUGUCUAUUGAUUUCGGUACCGCUUACUGUGGUAUAGGCUACGCUAUGACAGCCUCGGGUGGCAGUAAAAUCAGCAUAGGUGCACCGAGAGAAAACAUCGCCGGCAAAACGCCUACUGCGCUAUUCCUAGACGAGCAUAACAACUUGUUGGCGUUCGGACGAGAGGCUGUACAGGCGUAUAUGACUUACCUGGAAGAGAAAAACAUUAUCUCAGGGGAAAAUGGGAAUGCCAAUACUGCCACCCCUACGGCUACAAAAACUUGUGCACUAUAUCAGGGUUUUAAGAUGGCCCUGUACAACAUGAAGCCGGGCACAGAUCCCAUUAUAACGGCUGAAGAUGGUGUACAUACUAUUCCUGCGUUGAAACUGCUCGCCAUGUCGUUAUGCGCACUUAAGGAGUACGCGAUUAGUUUUAUCCUCAAACAGAUAACACGCGCAUUAAAGGUGGACGAGAUUGCCUGGGUGAUCACAGUGCCUGUGAUAUGGGAAGAGCGCACUAAACUGUUUAUGCGCCAGGCUGCCACUGAGGCUGGUAUUGUGCAGUACAGCAUGUCGGCGCGGCUGAAGAUUGCGCUGGAACCGGAAGCCGCUGCCAUAGCCAUCGAGAGUCAACUCAAUGGCGUGUUGCAGCAGGAUAGUAAAUUCCUGGUCGCAGACUGUGGGGCUGGCACCGUUGAUGUUACGGUAUGGGGUGCGUGUGUGCUGCGUGUACUACGAUGUGACUACGUGACAGCCAUAUCAGCACAGGAUCUCUAUGACACGUAG
This is a messenger RNA of Sphaeroforma arctica JP610, 816 nucleotides long. RefSeq lists its product as hypothetical. The record is from RefSeq and is a predicted model, not a curated record. NCBI's taxonomy places the organism in Eukaryota, Ichthyosporea, Ichthyophonida. The transcript is spliced from 4 exons. The coding region runs from base 1 to 816 and encodes 271 amino acids.